Ochotona princeps (American pika) is the source of this 792-nucleotide messenger RNA. RefSeq names its product UPF0669 protein C6orf120 homolog. The transcript has a single exon. The record is from RefSeq and is a predicted model, not a curated record. Bases 1 to 582 code for a protein of 193 amino acids. NCBI's taxonomy places the organism in Eukaryota, Metazoa, Chordata, Mammalia, Lagomorpha, Ochotonidae.
AUGGCUGCCCCCUGGAGAAGCGCACUGCUGCUGCUGCUGCUGCUGCUGCUGCUGCUGCUGGCCUCACAGGCCUUAACCCAGGCUGGCCGCCUGAAGGAAGAUGCGGAGGUUCCCGCCGGUUGGCUGUUGCUGUACAUUGUCCGGGGCCGCGUAGAGGCUGGGAGCUACAACUACCACAAGCUGAACCGCGAGGGCAGGAUUGUCCUCCGCAUGAGGAGCCUGAAAGGAGACGCAGACCUGUACGUGUCCGACAGCACCCUCCACCCGACCUUUGACGACUACAAGCUUCAGUCAGUCACUUGCGGCCAGGAUGGCUUGUGGAUCCCGGCCAGCUUCCGACGCCCCGUGGGGAUCGGCAUCUAUGGACACCCAUCCCAUCAGGAGAGCGAGUUUGAGAUGAAGGUGUAUUACGUCAGGACCUGGGAGCAGCGCUCGUCUGGCGAGGUCGUGUUUGUGGAGGAGAGCACGAAGCCUGGCAAGAAGCAGGGAGACGAGUCCAAGGAUGCGUCUAUGGAGGACGAGUUCCUGUUUUGGAUCCUCCUGAUCAGCAUUUUGAAAAUGGUCCUGCUGCUUCUAUACUGACUCCUGCCCCAGGCCGAGCCUCACGCGCGGGAACCUUGAAGCAUGAGCCUUCUGCCGCAGCUGCCUCUUGUGAUAAAGGAUGGGACACAAAGCCUUACAGGACCUCAGUUACCCUCAACGGAACAGGCUGUACAACAUGUUCAUGCACCUGGUUUACGUGACUGCAGGAACUAAAUGAAACUGUACAGCCUUUCACACAGAUAACAUACA